Hyaloperonospora brassicae is the source of this 1536-nucleotide messenger RNA. The record is from the annotation of a GenBank genome assembly. NCBI's taxonomy places the organism in Eukaryota, Oomycota, Peronosporomycetes, Peronosporales, Peronosporaceae.
AUGACGUCGGGCGCGCCCCCCGGACGCGCGUUCUACGACGGCGUCUUCCGCUCGCCCCUCUUCACAGAGCGCCACCGCGUGUGCUGCAACGUGGGGUACCGCCCGCGCCGCGAGUCGACCGACGCCGUCGACGUCCGAUCCACUGCGUUCCAGACCCGUUAUCCGCACGACGUGUACCAGUUGCAGCUCUACGACCGCUUACUGGACGUCGAUGGACAGCACGCGACACGGCGACACGAAGCGCUCACGAUUCUCGACGUCGGGUGCGGCGCUGGCGGCGCAGCAGCACAACAGCAGCAGCAGAAGAGGCAGCAGAAGCUGCAGCUGUAUCAGCAGUCGUGCGAGAGCAUGGUCGGCCUACUGCCGCAGUCGGUGGACAUUGCGGUGGCGGUGCAGAGUCUCCAGGAAGUGCAGCAUCUCGACCGGGCCGUGCGUGAACUGGCGCGAGUUGUGAAGCCUCGAGGGCUGUUGUUCGUUGCCGACUUUAUCCCGCUCGACACGGCUGCUGAUCACGUGGAGCGCUCGCUGCUGUCGCAGCACAAGACGGGGGGCUUUCAUCUUGUGCAGGAGCAGCUGGUGUCGUACGAGGCAGCAAUGGGCGCGCAACACAGCUCGGACAGCACGCGGGAGCUGAUCCAUCGGUUGACGCCUUCGGACGUGCACGCGGAGCUCGAGACUUUCUUCUUUGUCGAACGCUCGCCGCUGUAUGAGCUGCUACGUCGGGACCAACUGGGCUACCGCUUGUUGUGCCUACGCAGGACAGACGAGCGGCGCACCGAUGAAGAAGAAGACGUUUGCCACGUGACGGAAUGGGAUCGGGACAGCGACGGCGACAGCGCUGGAGACACUUCAGAUGAAGAGAUCCACGACGAGGAUCUGGCCAGUUACUACCCGUACCAGGAGCUCUUUCCCCAGUUGGACAUGCUGAGCGACAACUACAGCGUCAUUGUGGAGGAGAUGCAGGCUGUGCAGCAGGUGGCAACGUGGCCGUUCUGGCCAGAGAAGCACUACACGAACGGCGACAGCGAGUGGCGCGUAUUUCCGUUUUGCUAUACCUUCCCGGCGUGUGACGCCUCCAAGACAACAUGGGUACCCGCUACGUGCUCGAUGUGUCCACGCACGGCAGCCAUUCUCAAGAGCCUGCCUGGCGUUCGCACCGCACUGUUCUCAAAGCUCGGUCCCAACACGACGCUAAAUGCGCACCGAGGGUGGGCGGACCUGGCAAACCACGUGCUGCGCGUGCACUUUCCGCUCAUCGUGCCCACGCUGUCGAACGGGGAGCCGUGCUGCGCCAUGGUAGUAGGUGGCGAGACCACCUACCAUAACGAGCGCGAAUUCAUAGUGUUUGAUGACAGCAAGUUGCACUAUGCGUUCAACCACCAUCCGGACGAGACGCGACUCGUGCUCAUUGUUGAUUUCUACCGUCCAGACCAUCUCCCGAGAGGCCGUGCACGUGGCGGCCACUCGGACGAGCUGGACGAGUUUAUCGAGUCGUUUGGCAAUCAGACGUUGCUCGAUGGCAACGGAGAAAGCUGA